Messenger RNA from Heterobilharzia americana, 2164 nucleotides. The record is from the annotation of a GenBank genome assembly. NCBI's taxonomy places the organism in Eukaryota, Metazoa, Platyhelminthes, Trematoda, Strigeidida, Schistosomatidae.
AUGAUUUCAGAUGCAAACAGAGAUGAUCGUUACACAAUAUAUAUAAGCGUAUGCUGCUUAUUCAUUCUAGGAAAAAUAAUCAAUUACAGAAUGACUAUUCCUGAUGAAUUAUUCAGUCUCAUCUCAAAGGUUUCAUCUGAAAAUGGCAGCAUUGAAGAUUAUGAACGUAUUUGUUUGAUUCUUUCCAAUCUCUCAACAACAGAAUUGCAUUCUGUUUUCCAACGAUGCGAUAUUUUAAAGGCCUUGAUGUCUAUUAAUUUACAUGACAAGCAAUCUUCCCAUAUUGCAAUGAAAUUAGCUUCCAUCAUAUUUUCUCUCGUAUCAUUGUUCAACUUUGUUCAAUCUCAUCAAGAUGAAUUACUUUUGAUACUUGAAUCAACUAAAUUUGACUUAAUCGAAUUCAUUCUUAAAAGGUUAAGGGCUAGUGCGGCUGAAGCUGACGGUUCAACAGAAAAUUUGCCAGAUCGCAUUCUGGAGGCUGCAGCUCGAUUAGUUCUUCAUGAAAAACUUUCGGUAUCUACGGAAGCACAAAAUUUCCUGAUAACUCUAGCCGCAAAAUGUCCAUUGGGUUUAAAAAAAGUUUUGGAUACUCCUGUAGCGAGCACAUUGAAAUCGUUAUGUUCCACACCAGAGCAUUCAAUAAGAGUUUCUGAAUUUGCUGUACAUUUGGUUUCCACACGUCCUGAAGUGUUUGAAGAUGUUAAAAAAUCUGGUUUAUUUCAACCUAUUGUGGAUGGUUUGGGUUCAAGUGAUCCACUAGUAUGUUUGAACUGGUUAGAAUUAGCCAAAACGUUGAGUAAUUCGGAAGCUGGAUAUCUCUUUCUCAAUGAACAGAAUAUCUUCUCUAGACUUCUGGAUGAUUUGCAGUCAUUUAGUUCGAAUUCAUUAGCUGAUUUAUUACUCCCUGGAUAUAUUACCUUUUUUGGUAAUCUAGCCAAACAGAAUUCUAAUUAUUGGCUAGAUUCAAACGAUGAAAGAUUCAGAAAUAUUUUAGCCAAUGCAGUAGAAAAUAAGAACAUUAUUAUUUCUAUGAUGGCAAUUGAAACUGUUGGAUACAUAGCAAGUAAUUCGACUGGUCGAAUUACUUUAAAUAAACUAUUCGCUAAAAAUGGUCCAUUGCAUAGUGUUUUGGGAAAACUUUUUCUUUUAAUAUCUAAUUCACCGACUGAGAUAUGCACUCGAGCAGUUGAAUGUUAUAGUUUUCUUCUACGCCGACCAGAUGGGUUAAAUUCCAAUGAUUUACUUGAUGAUGCAAUGCUUUCUCUUAAUUGGGCAAUAUAUUCCUGCCAGAAAAAUACUGAUCUAACAAAAAUGAAUUCAAUAGAAGAGAAAGAAGCUUUAGUUGUUCCACUAUUGAAACGUCUUUAUUCACUAGGAACUCAACCAUUUUUCGAGGUGCGUGCAGCUGUAUUCAAGGCGAUUGAUGCCAUCGCAACACAGCCUUGGGGAGUUCGACAGAUAAUACAACAACCUGGAUUUCUUGAAUAUUUACUCAAUCGUCAAACAGAACUUGGUCUUUCAGAUAAUAAAAUACAACUUAUGCAAGCUAAACUGGAUAUUAUCAACAAUAUACUGAAAACAUAUCAAGUAUGGAGUAGUCAUGACUACAAGUUGUAUCAGAAUCUAAUCAAUAGUGAACAGAUAAAAGAUAUAAAGAUUUACUUGAAAGAAGGCUUAUGGGGUGUUGUACAUACAGAGGGUGCAGUAGUGGCUUUGGAAUCUGGUUAAAGAAUUAACAUUAUUCCAAUGAAAAAAAUCAAAUCAUAAAUAUAUACGUUUAAUUUCUCUUCUUUUUUUGAUCUGUGUUUUCAUAUAAAUGUCGUUAUAGAUUUUGAAUAUUGUAUAUUUAAACUUUCAAUGAUGAUCUUCACAUUGUUUUUGUUUCAAAUAUGAGAUCAUAUCCUACAGCCUUUCAGUGGGAAAGUUGCAUUUCGUGCAGAUAAUAGCAUGUGGCCUUUCAGUUAAGCUAAGCUUGAUAGUAUAUAAGUUCACCAUCAUCAUCAAGACAUGCCGUAUAGUGUGUAUAGAUUUCACUAUAGGAUCAACUCUUGUUACUUACUUACUUACCAUGAUUGUAUUUCAGCAGUGGAAGCUGUGUACUGUUAAGUCAACGAAUGGUUAUUUCUUUCGAAACACAAAGGAUCUGAUAUAACCACAGUUAAUA